CUUCCAUUUCUGAACCGAAGGGACGCCGCCGCGCUCGCGUAGACUCCUCGCCUUUUUUUAUACACACAUUUAAGUAAAUAAACUAGGUUCGCUGUCGUAAAUUGGGACCAUUGCGUAAAGGUAACGAGUGUAACUGGAGUCCCUGUUCAUCGUGGUGUGCUGUUUGAGUAGUGGCUGGAACUGUAGCUAGCAUUUUAAUCCCCAUUUUAACUUUACUAAGCGGCGUUUUCCGCCGUUUUUUCUUUUCGCCGCCCCGCUCACUCUACCCCCUUGUGUGUGAGUAGGGGCCUGCAACGUUGGUUCAGCCACGAGGCGCGUCGGUACAGUUGGAACAGGGCGAUGGCGGAGUUCGGUAACGGACUGGCGGAGGAAUCCCUACUAGAUUCAGACCCCGGACAUCCCGAGCUGGAAGACCCAGGUGUCGGUGACGAAGAACCGGGCUUAGAAGAGGGAGAGGCCGCGAUUGAAGACCCGGAGCUGGAGGCAAUCAAAGCCCGGGUGAGAGAGAUGGAGGAAGAGGCAGAGAAGCUGAAGGAGCUACAGAACGAGGUGGAGAAACAGAUGAAUCUCAGCCCCCCACCAGUCGGUCCCGUCAUCAUGUCCAUCGAGGAAAAGAUGGAAGCAGAUGGCAGAUCAAUUUAUGUCGGAAAUGUGGACUACGGUGCCACGGCAGAAGAGCUCGAGGCUCAUUUUCAUGGCUGCGGUUCAGUAAACAGAGUCACCAUCCUAUGUGACAAAUACACAGGGCAUCCCAAGGGGUUUGCCUAUAUUGAGUUUGCAGACAAAGAGUCUGUUAGGACAGCCAUGGCUUUGGACGAGUCCCUAUUCAGAGGAAGGCAGAUAAAGGUGGGCGCUAAGAGAACAAACAGACCAGGCAUCAGCACCACAGACCGCGGCUUUCCACGGGCUCGGUUCCGGUCACGGGGAGGAAGCUUCUCAUCGCGUGCACGCUACUACAGCGGCUACACGCCACCCAGAGGCAGAGGACGGGCCUUCAGGGGCCGAGGGCGAACAACAUCGUGGUAUUCCCCUUACUAAACCCCCCCCCCCCCCCCCCCCCCCCCCCCCCCCCCAACACUCCCUUACUAUCAAACCUCUUCCCCUCUCUGUUCCCAUUUAAAAAAAUAAAAAAAGCACACACAGUGGGGGGGAAAAAAAAUUUCCUCUCCCUUCCCCAACAAUAAAAGAAGAGCCCCAGAAGAGAGAAAAAAAGACAAAAAAGAAAAAAAAAACACUUCUCCUGGACAGAGAGACUGACUGGCCGCAGUGUGAGAUUGUGUGUGAGCGUGCGUGUGCGGAGGUUGAUGCGGUCACCCCCUGGUAAGGUAUAAGUUGGCCAUUGGGGAAAGAAUAACGGUGGCAGAUUUCAUCAUUUGUUUGUUGUUGGUUUUGAGGGGCGGGGAGGGGGCAAAAAAAGGAAAAAAAAAAGAGCGAGAAGAUGGUAUCUCAGGCUGCAGAUGUGUCUCCUUUGGUCUGGCUGUGACCUCCUGCUUUCACACCAUCACCAACACAGCCCACCCACUCACCCUCAACCACCAAAACAAGAGAAAAAAAAGUGGGGGUGGGGGGGCAGCAACAAGAAAAGAUACUGUAUUCAUUUAUUAUUUUUUUUUUUUUUUUUUUUUUUUGCUUUUUAAUGUACCGUACAUAUGUGAAACUUUCACUAGCCAGAGUACUUGUUGUGUUUUAAGUUUGUGGUUUGGAGUAUAUCAUUACCUACCAAUCCCUCCCCCCUCCCUCAACCCCUUUUGUGUCCGCCGUUCUCUGCACCUUUCACCCCCUCCCCUCCCUGCAUUUUAUAACCCAUGCUUUUUCUUCGUUCCCCCUCCCCUCCUCCCCUCCUCUCCCCGGCUCAUCACACCAUGGAUUGUUUUUCGCUGUCCGCUGCUCUGUGGACAGUGAUGGAGCUUCAGUGUUCAGUGGGAUUGUACAUGCAUAGAUUUUGUUUUUUCUUUCUGUUUUCACGUGAGCGGGGUUCCUCGUUGUGCUGCCACCUCCCCCGCCGCUCGUCCAUACCUGUCACCUCCAACUCAGGCAUGGCCAAAGCUUAUUUUAUACCCUUGACAGGCAUCAAUGUUUUUAUUUCGUGCUACCCCUGCAUCCCACCUCCUUCCCAACCUCCCCUACCUUCUUCCCACCCUCCCCUCUGUGCUCCUUGUCUUCCGUCUCUCCUCCUCCCCUUUCCCCACCCCCCCUCCUCUCUCUGUAUAUUAGACCACUUCUUGUCGUUUCAGGUUUCAGGACCAGUGGAGGCUGACGACCCCUCCCCAGGUGGCGCCGGCCCCCCCCACUGUCUCCGCAGCGUCUCUCUCUCUCUCUGCUCCCGCUAUGCACACUCACCCCAUCCUGUCCGUGUGGGGGGGCGGGGGGCAGG
Molecule: messenger RNA, 2374 nt
Organism: Micropterus dolomieu (smallmouth bass)
Lineage: Eukaryota; Metazoa; Chordata; Actinopteri; Centrarchiformes; Centrarchidae
Gene: pabpn1
Product: poly(A) binding protein, nuclear 1
Exons: 7
Coding region: 340-1038 (232 amino acids)
Molecular function (GO): RNA binding
Source: RefSeq, a predicted model, not a curated record